Messenger RNA from Cheilinus undulatus (humphead wrasse), 3948 nucleotides. RefSeq names its product aconitase 1, soluble (gene aco1). Gene Ontology annotation, molecular function: aconitate hydratase activity; iron-responsive element binding; 3 iron, 4 sulfur cluster binding. The transcript has 21 exons. The coding region runs from base 117 to 2804 and encodes 895 amino acids. The record is from RefSeq and is a predicted model, not a curated record. Gene Ontology annotation, cellular component: cytosol; mitochondrion. NCBI's taxonomy places the organism in Eukaryota, Metazoa, Chordata, Actinopteri, Labriformes, Labridae. Gene Ontology annotation, biological process: tricarboxylic acid cycle; citrate metabolic process.
GUUAGCGGCUGCCGGAGGGUUUUCUGUAUGAGAUUAUCUCGCUGACAGCCACACGGCCGUGCUCUUUUGUUUCUCCUCUGCUGCACAUUUAAAUUAGUACUGACAUUUAGAGGAGGAUGUCUACGACUGUGAAGAAUCCUUUUCAACAUAUAGUUGAGCCUCUCGAUCCAGACGAACCAAAGCAGCAGUUUUACAAUCUUACCAAACUCGGAGAUCCCAGAUAUGACCGUCUGCCUUUUUCCAUCCGGGUCCUUUUGGAGUCCGCUGUCAGAAACUGUGACGAGUUUCUGGUUAAGAGUUCAGAUGUGGAAAGUAUCUUGAACUGGAAGGAGACUCAGACUCAGACAGUGGAGGUCCCAUUCAGACCGGCCCGCGUCAUCCUGCAGGACUUUACUGGUGUCCCUGCUGUCGUGGACUUUGCUGCCAUGCGUGAUGCGGUGAUGAAACUUGGUGGUGACCCAGAGAAGAUCAAUCCCGUUUGUCCCGCUGACCUGGUCAUUGAUCACUCCAUCCAAGUGGACUUUAACAGAAAGUCCGACAGCCUUCAGAAAAACCAAGAUUUGGAGUUUGACCGUAACAGAGAAAGGUUUCAGUUCUUAAAGUGGGGCUCUAAGGCGUUCAGGAACAUGCGAAUCAUUCCUCCUGGUUCAGGAAUUGUUCAUCAAGUCAACCUGGAGUACUUGGCUCGAGUGGUGUUUAACUAUGAAGGAUAUUUCUACCCUGACAGCCUAGUGGGCACCGACUCUCACACCACCAUGAUCGAUGGACUGGGGGUCCUGGGAUGGGGUGUUGGUGGGAUUGAAGCUGAAGCCGUGAUGCUCGGUCAGCCUAUCAGUAUGGUACUGCCAGAGGUGGUGGGAUAUAAGCUGAGUGGGACCCCCGACAAGUUCAUUACCUCCACCGACAUCGUCCUCACUGUGACUAAGCACCUCCGUCAGGUGGGCGUUGUGGGGAAGUUUGUGGAGUUUUUCGGCCCAGGUGUCGCUCAGCUGUCCAUCGCUGACAGAGCUACGAUCGCUAACAUGUGUCCAGAGUACGGAGCCACGGCGGCGUUCUUCCCUGUAGACGAUGUCAGCAUUCAGUACCUCGAGCAGACCGGAAGAGAAGCAGAGAAGCUGGCCUACAUCACAAAGUACCUGAAAGCUGUGUCAAUGUUUAGAGACUACAACAACGUCUCUCAGGAUCCAGAUUUCACCCAGGUCGUGGAGUUGGAUCUGGGUACUGUUGUCCCGUGCUGCAGUGGACCUAAAAGACCCCAAGACCGGAUCCCAGUGUCCGACAUGAAGAACGAUUUUGAAACCUGCCUAGGGGCAAAGACGGGUUUCAAAGGUUUCCAGGUGUCUCCUGAGCGUCACAGCGCGUCUGUUCCCUUCCAGUUUAAUGGAAAAGAGUUCACACUAAGCCACGGCUCGGUGGUCAUUGCUGCCAUCACCAGCUGCACCAACACCAGCAACCCGUCCGUCAUGCUUGGAGCAGGACUCCUGGCUAAGAAGGCGAUCGAGUGCGGUUUAAGCGUGAAGCCAUACAUAAAGACGAGUCUGUCACCGGGCAGUGGGGUCGUCACCUAUUACCUGAAGGAGAGCGGAGUCAUGGAGUACCUCUCCAAACUCGGCUUCGAGGUUGUCGGCUAUGGUUGUAUGACGUGUAUAGGAAACAGCGGGCCGCUCCCUGAGCCUGUGGUGGAGGCGAUAACACAGGGGGAUCUGGUUGCAGCAGGCAUCCUCUCAGGAAACAGAAACUUUGAGGGCAGAGUUCACCCAAACACCAGAGCCAACUACCUGGCCUCUCCACCGCUCGUCAUUGCCUACGCCAUCGCUGGCACCGUGAGGAUAGACUUUGAGAAGGAGCCGAUUGCUGUUAACUCUGAGGGUAAAGAGAUUUUCCUGCGGGAUAUUUGGCCCACACGGGAGGAGAUCCAGGCGGUUGAGAGGACGUUCGUCAUCCCGUCUAUGUUUAAAGAAGUCUACGAGAAGAUUGAGAAAGUGAACGAACGCUGGAACUCUCUGGUCGCUCCCUCAGACAAACUUUACACCUGGGACCAAGAGUCCACCUACAUCAAGUCUCCACCUUUCUUCGAUGGUUUGACCAUGCAGCUUCAUCCUCCUAAAUCGAUAGAAAACGCCCACGUGCUGCUGAACCUGGGAGACUCAGUCACCACCGACCACAUCUCUCCUGCAGGAAACAUCGCCAGGAACAGCCCUGCAGCGCGCUACCUCACCAGCAGAGGUCUGAGCCCUCGAGACUACAACUCGUACGGCUCACGACGAGGAAAUGAUGCUGUCAUGGCCAGAGGGACGUUUGCAAACAUCCGCCUGUUUAACAAGUUCUUGAACAAGCAGGCGCCUCAGACCAUCCACCUUCCCACCGGAGACACGCUGGAUGUGUUUGACGCUGCAGAGCGGUAUCAGCAGUCCGGCAUCCCUCUGCUGGUUCUCGCUGGUAAAGAGUAUGGAUCGGGAAGCUCACGAGACUGGGCGGCAAAAGGUCCUUUUCUACAGGGUAUUAAAGCAGUCAUAGCAGAGAGCUAUGAGCGGAUCCACCGCAGUAACCUGGUUGGGAUGGGGGUGAUUCCUCUAGAGUAUUUACCCGGAGACACUGCCGACAGCCUGGGACUGACGGGACGAGAGCGCUACACCGUCAUCAUCCCCGAACAGCUCACACCGCGGAUGAUCGUCAACGUCAAGCUGGACACAGGUAAAACAUUCCAGGUGAGGAUGAGGUUCGACACCGACGUGGAGCUGGCGUAUUUCCACCACGGAGGAAUCCUCAACUACAUGAUCAGAAAGAUGUCAGAAAGUGAAUAAGUACAGAGAAAGAAGAAGACGGAGGGGGAGGAGGUCGGGUUUUUAUUUCUAAGUUCAACACACAAUCACUGUUAAAGAAGAAAACUGCCCAAAACUAAUCGUCCACAUUUGGUGCAGAGACAUUCACAGCUAGAAAACGCAACAAAUAUCACCAUGAGAAAGCUGCUACUUCUGGUAAACUACAGCAGACAUAAACUGAAAUAAGAGAGCCUGGAGAGAGAGAGAGAGAGAGAGGAACUCUGGUGGUUCAGUGUCUUAUAGGUCGUUUCCACCUAGCGGUUCGGUUCAGUUUGGUGCGGUACCAAACGUCUGUAGUUGCAUUUCCCUUAUCAAAAGUUGGAUCCGUCCUAUUUUUUUUUGGCAGUUUUCCAUAGAGGUGCCAAGUUUACCGAUCCGUCCCUAAGGUGGAGCUACACACAAUAGAGGGUUUACACUGACAUUUCAGCGUGACAUGACUGCUCAGCCGGACUGCAAAACAUGAUUGUCUGCUCUUUGAGCAGUGGGAGAAACUGGAGAAAAAUAGACUCAUAACAGCUUAAAUCUUGGAUAUUUGGACUUGACAGAUAUCCUACUGUUUCCUGGACCUCUGACACUCAUAUGUGGUCAUAGAUCAGGUUUCCUUGUUUAUAUGGACCUGAUUUAAGUACAUGAAGCCGAGCCUGAAGGCUCACAUCAGCCUGGUUCAUCAGUGAUGGAUGUGAAAGUGACUAAUGAGGAAGUUUGUAGUUUAAAGGUGUCAGUGAUUUAUUUACUUCUUUUACUGCAGGUAAUCUGUUAAAAAAGAUCGCUCAGUGGUUGUUAAAGCUGUUUGCAAAAGUGUAGGGUGUACUUUAAAACCGGACUGAUGUACCUGGACUGUAGAAGCUGUAGUCCUCAGUGCACUGCAUUGAAUCCCAGUCUUGGCGCAUGUUUGGUGCACAUCUUAACCGUUCUAUCUCCCAAUAUUUCCUGUCUCUCCUCAGCUGUCCCAUCAAAAUAAAGCCAAACAGACCCAAAAAAUCUUUAACCUUAAAGGGGACGUAUUAUGCAAAAAUCUCUUUUUCAGGCUUUUCUAACACAAAUAUGUGCCCCUGGCCUGUCCACAAUCUCCUCAAAUACCAGAAAAAUCCCCUGCAGUCUGGGAGAUUGAUGGUUCAAAUCUCAG